AUGAGUAGUCACCACGAUCAUACUGGACAUCAUGCCAAGAACAUGACCUCGGAGGAGGGCGUUAUUGUUGAGGGCAACUUCGUCUUGAAACAGUUCAACUGCAAGAUGGCGCCCAAACGAUAUGAGCAGGUGCUAGAGGAUCAAGAGGACAGAGUUGACGGGGACAGAGCACGUGUGAUUGCCUUCAGUGACCUUCACGUGGAUAUGGCUUUUAAGAAUGAUCAUGGAUACCAUGUUGAAGUGCCUACAGUCCGUCCUCUCACCGAAGCUGAUAAUCCGAAACAACAGAAACAGCGGGAGAAAAAGCACGAGGCAAAAGUCAAGAAGAAGCAACAAAAGGCAGCGCGCAGAGCGGCAUCAGGGGCAGAGCCACUACCCGACACAGAUGAUGACAAACUGCCUGAAAAGCCCUCACUUCUACGCUCCAGAGUCAUGUUCUGCGUGGACAAAGACAUCAGAUUCAAUUCCUGGAGCGUCAUAUACCACGAUGACGAGAACCAGUACCUUGCUGCCACCCUUUUCAUAGAGACCACAAUGGGACAGAUUGCUAUACAUAAUGUACACAACCCCAACACUGAAGAUCAGAAGUUAGAGGUCGAACCUUUGAUGAGACGACUUUUCGAGCCCGGUUUGCAUAUUGUGGUCGGCGACUUCAACCUCCAUCACGAGUCAUGGGCCGGACCUCUAUUCAAGAAAAACCAAUGGACGCCCAAAGCCCAAGAACUGAAGACUUCGAUGAGCGCCGCCGACCUUAAGCUUGUGACAAAGCCGGGGACUAUCACAUACACGAGAAGUGGUCAGAAAACCUCCGAGCAUGACAGAAACGGAGACCCUGCAUCUUCGGGCAAUGUGGCAGCUUCAAGCGACCCAGCAACCCAUGCGGAAGACCUCAUUGCCUCAACAUCCCCCGUGGAGGGAGACUCAGGGAGCACCUGGGUUGACCGAAUCGCCUCGUGCAUUGAUCUUACCUUCAUUAGCAAACAACUUCGACCUCGGGUUCGGAGCUGGGGUGUCGACCAGAUCAGAGAUCUCGAUGAAUCCGAUCACCGUUGCAUUCGAACAGUCAUUGACCUUGAAGUCUUUGUGGACGAAACCAAGUAUUACAAUUUCCAAAGGAUGGCAAAGGGUGCAUAUCAGGCCUUCAUGAACAGAAAUAUGCCAAUACUUAACGAUUACAAACUCGACAACGAGGACGACGUGAACAAGGGUAUCACGGCGUUGUGUAUGCUCAUGCUUGAAGCGCGAGAUGAGUUUGUUCCAAGUCACACUGCUCACAAACCGAAAGUCAAUCCUAAGCCAGUGUCUAAGGCCGCAGACCUUGAAACUCUCGAGCAAUUGCAGACUCCAGACGUUGAACAUCGGGUAAGGAAGCAGCGAUGUCGAAGCAAAGCGUGGUUGCUUCGUCUGCAGCAGAAGAUCAAGGAGCGCAAUGCCUACGCGGCCCAGAAGAGCCAGACUCCAAACGGCAUUUACACUCUAGCCAAGGCAGCGGCACGAAGAGCGAAGCCCAGGGUGGUGGACGAUGUUCCCACCCUCGACAUAGACACGAACGGUGUCACAUACGAGACUAACGAGGAGAAGGCGGAUUGUCUCAGACACAAACUAUGGCCUGAAACCAGUGACGACGCUCCUCCCGAGACCCCCAUGGACGACCUAGACCCAGAUCGACAUUCGUUUGAGAUAGCCGAUUCUUUAGAGGAACACCAAGUCAAGAACGCUAUCAAGAAGCUUGUUGCUCGCAAGGCACAUGGGCCUGACCAAGUCACUACCGACGGCAUUAGACUAGCCUCCGAUGCCAUUACGCCUUUCCUCACGCGCCUGUUCAGAGCUUGCAUGACCCUUCGCUUCGUUCCCAAUGCCUUCAAGAGGGCUACCACAAUCAUCAUUCGCAAGCCUGGCAAGGCCACCUAUAACUCUCCGAAGAGCUGGCGCCCUAUAGCCCUCCUUUCGGUGAUAGGAAAGAUCUACGAAAGGAUCCUCAACGAUAUCAUAGUUCUUGCAGCCAUCGAGCACGGUCUCUUGCCCGAUACCCAGUACGGCGCGCCCGGUGGAAACACUACCCGAGCUCUUCAGGAUUUGCUCGCUGUCUUUUACGAUGCAUACGCUUCGCGAAAGUUGGACGUGAACAAACUCUUCAAGAGGAGCUUCAAGGCGUCUCUCUUGGGUCUUGACAUGGCUUCUGCUUUUGACACUGUUCCGAGGAAAAAGGUAAUUCAGGAGCUUGCUCGGAAAGGGUAUCCUCAGUGGCUUCUUGAAACCAUACACUCGUUCCUCUCCAACCGGACCACUUCUCUCAAGCUACCUCGUAGCCAUUCUGAAGAGUUUUAUGUCAACAUCGGGAUCCCGCAAGGCUCUCCUCUGUCGCCCAUCUUGUUUCUCUUCUUCGCCGCUCCUCUGCUUGAGCGCAUCCACGCCAAACGUCUCGAGGGCAUUACAAUCCGUGCAUUUGCUUACGUUGACGAUACGUAUCUCGUUGUUACGUCGGAAUCAUACGCACGGAAUUGCGAAGGUCUUGCUGAAGUUCACAAAGACAUUAUGGAAUGGAGCGCUGAGACUGGUAUCACGUUUUCGCCACACAAGUACAACCUCAUGCACAUCAGAGAUCCCGGGCACACUGGCCCGCCCCCGACCGAUCUGCCCGACAUUCCUGGUAUCAAGGAUAACCCCGAACUCUUGAAGGACAGCUUCAGAGUGCUAGGCGUCAUCAUUGACAAUCAGCUUAGUUGGACACACCAUGUUGAGCACAUUGAAGAGAGUGUAGAACGUUCACUCCGUUACAUGUGGGGUAUUGGGACAUCCACAACGGGUUCGGUACUGAAAGGUGCCAAACAGUAUUACGUCGGCGCGAUUCGACCCAUCAUCUCGUAUGCCUGCCCGGCUUGGUACUUGCACAGAGAUGGUCGGAGGCUCGAAUGGCCGUUCAAGGCGAAACUCGUUGAGCGUUUGGAGUCGCUGCAGUACAAAUGCCUAAAAAGGGUUUCUGGUGCGAUUAAUAGAACCUCUCACAAUGUUAUCGAGAAGGAGGCAUACAUUGAACCUAUUCGCAUAUUUCUCCAUCGCACAGUUAUGACAUGGAGGGCCUCGUCUUUCAAGGUUUCUCAUCUUUCGCCUUAUUCAGUGGAGAGCAUUCCUGAGGAGGCUCGCAACCUUGGAACGGCUAAUUAUCGGCUCAAUGUGGAAGCACGGGUAUUAAUUUGCAAUGCCAGGUUGCACGUCCAGUACCCAGAGGAUUACAAGCCCAAGCGAAAGCGGAACAAGCGCAGACGCAAGCCCAAGGCGAAGAAGCCCAAGGCGAAGAA
Fusarium pseudograminearum CS3096 is the source of this 3299-nucleotide messenger RNA. RefSeq lists its product as uncharacterized. NCBI's taxonomy places the organism in Eukaryota, Fungi, Ascomycota, Sordariomycetes, Hypocreales, Nectriaceae. The record is from RefSeq and is a predicted model, not a curated record. Gene Ontology annotation, molecular function: catalytic activity. The annotation marks the transcript as partial. The transcript has a single exon.